Paramormyrops kingsleyae is the source of this 6196-nucleotide messenger RNA. RefSeq lists its product as uncharacterized. Lineage: Eukaryota; Metazoa; Chordata; Actinopteri; Osteoglossiformes; Mormyridae. Gene Ontology annotation, molecular function: protein binding. The record is from RefSeq and is a predicted model, not a curated record.
CUUAAAUAUAAACUCCACUACCAGGAUGGAAGGAGAAUGUAAAACCGAAGUCAGGCUGAGAGAACCUCGGGGCGUCCCGGAGGUAAGCAGAGAAGCCAUCGACCUUCUGAGGGCCAGUGUAAAGCCAGCAGCGGUCACGUCCAGUGGUGACGUGCCUGAGACACCCAGGGAGAACAUGCAGACCUUGGAGUCCUGCCCCGGAGAUGAAGGGCACGUCGAUGUGGCUGGGAGGCGUUUUUGGGAAGUAUGGAAUGGUGUCUCAGACCUCGGAUGCUUUCCCUGGAAAUGUGAGCCACGUGAGUGGAUGAGAACCCAGAGUCUUACCCAGAAGUGUCAACAGGAUCAGCUGCUGGCGGUCGGCUGUGUUAGGAAGAGAGCAGGGGCAGUGCUGGGGCCAACUGUGGCUCCCAACCAUGCAGAAGAGCAGGAGGCGAGGAUCCUGAUGGACAGGGUGGCUGAUGGUCACACCAAAGAAGUGGUGGAACCCCACUCCGAUGUGGUCCAUUCGGGCCAGCAAAUGGGAGAGCAAGCAAAGAGGCUUCAGACCUGCAUGGAAAACUGGAAAAAUGUGCUAGAUGCCACCACAGAUGACUUUGGGGAGGAGAACAUUGUGCUGGAGGAGGUUUCCCAGGAGAUAAAGGAGAUGGAGACAACACUUUGCCAAAACAUGACUGGAGACAAAAAUAUUCAGAGAGAAUGGAAGGAGAUGGUACCUCAAAAGAGCACCACCGAUGGUGACGAGUCAGCUGUGCAGGAUCUGGAGCUGCCCUGCAGGGAGAGGGGAAUUUCACCCCCGGAGGAACUUGAAACGGAGGUGACACCGGAACUACAGGUCCUGUUCCAGCGGGUCAAGGUUCUGGAACAUAGCCUUGGGGACAAUGUCAACAGCUUCAUGGCGUCCAAGGAGGCCCUCAAGAACCGGAUCAGAGAGCUGGGGGCAUCCGAGCGGAAGCUGCUGGUGAGGAUGGGGGACCUGAUGGAGCAGGUUGCAGCCCCGAGUGCUGCGGUGUCCCGGCAGAGACAGGAGGAGAGGCUCGGCAUGCUGAGGGAGGACGUGCAGAGUUUGAGGACGGAGAAGGAGAGGAGCGAGAGGGUGUGGAAGGAGCGGCUGAGGCGAUGUCAGGAGCAGCUGAGAACCAAGGAGGAGGAGAUGAAGAUGCAGAGCGACUACUUUGAGCACUUCAAGCUGAAGCAGCAGCGGAAGCUGCGCCUGGCCCGGGAGUACGAGCACGCCCUCCGGAGGCGGGUGUACGAACUGGAGAGGGAGGCCGUGGACCUGACGGCCACGGCCGCGCUGCUGCGUGCCGAGCUGGUGCGGCGGCCGAGUGGGGAGCCGCCUGAGCAGGAAGGCUGGGAGGAGGAGAGGGACAAGCUAAACGUGUUGAUCAGCGGCCUGCAGGAGGACCUGCGGGAGCUGCUGGGGUGCGAGGAGGCGGGCCAGGAGGAGCGGCGUGCGCUGCUGGAGCGUCUGCAGGCCGCCGAGGAUAACGGGGAGUUCCUGUCUCACCGGCUGGAGGACCUGCGCUCCCGCAUCCAGCAGCUGCGGCUGUCAGAGGAGCGGCUGCAGGCGGAGCUGGAGGAGCUGGCUGAGGAGAACGGGCAGCUCCAGAUCCGGGCCCGUAGGGGGCGCCAGACGCUGCCUGGGAUAGAGAAUGGACUCCAGGAAGCCAUCCUAAGGGUUGGUAAUAAUGAGACUGCUGACAUCACUGCUAUUGAAAAGCUGCUGCAGCUGAAGUGGGAAGCUGCCCUGGACCCGGCUAGAACUAAAGGCGCCCAAACCCCAUCCAUGACGCAGUGCAUCCAGGAGGCCAUCGUGGUUUCCAAACUGAUCCCUGAGAUGUCCAGGUCUCAGUCCGGCUCUCAUGAGGGAUUCUUAGAGAUAUCCUUCCUCCCGCUGCUGGAGACCAACUCCUUAAGCUUGGUGGAGAUCAUGCAGAACCUCCGCUGCGGGGGGGAGGAGCAGGUCCACCAAAAUAUGGAACAGCUGGAGUCACUUAAGAGGGUGUUGGUGUCGCGGCCAGGGGUGGUCGAUCACUCCCAGAAUGAAGAGGGUGGUAUUUCCUUGCAUAAAGAGGUGAUGGCCGUUCAAUUUCCACCAGACCUUGUGAAUCUGUUUGGGAGCCAACUCCAGAAUUCUAACAUCAUAUCACUGGUCUCUAAAACUAUGGACGUGGAUUGUAAUUCUGUGGACAAUGAUCCACCUGCCACGGAGCUCUCCUGUAGUUCAUACACCUGUGACAGGUUCAAGCCCACAAAUGAGGAAAUAAAGUUACUAAAUGAAGCUGUGCAUCUGCAAUCUGAGAUAGGGAGUCUCUCUAACAGCAAAAAAGAGCCGGAGUCACUUGUGCACGGCAAGGAGGAGGCCGUGCAGAGGCUGUCAGAGGAGAAUGCUCAGUUACAACGCAAUGGGACAGGCAGCUGCUACAGCCAAGGGUCCUAUGAGGACCCAGUGAUACUGAGCUGUGAGAAGGAUGAGCUGCACCUGGAAACACUGAAGAACAACUGGAGGCAGGAAAAUAAGGUUCUUGGCCGGCGCAACGAAGAACUUCUGGGACAGCUAGCCCAGCUGGAAGGUGAGCACGAGCGGGAACUGGCCCAGCUGAGGCUGCAGGUGACCAUGCUGGAGAAGGAGGUAGCUUGUUUGGAGGAGGAAAACAAGGAACACUGCUGUGCAGCAGAGGAGGACCGGAAAGCCAUCAAGGAGCUGCAGGACGCUCUGCGGAUGAGAAGCGAAGAGCUGGGAACCUCGCGGCAGAAACAGGAGGAGGACAUGGCUCUUAUUGCUGAGCUCCGGGAAACCCAACGCAAGAAGACAGAGCAAUCUGUGCUCCUGGAGGAUGUGACAAGCCAUAUCUCCUACGAUGCUUCUGCAGGAACCUGGAAAGAGCCUCAGGUGGAGGAGAGCAAAGAAAUACAGAAGGAGCAGCAGAAGGUCCUCAGGAUGAGCUCAGACGCACAGACACUCAGGAAUGGAGGGAGCCAAGAGGUGACUUCCCCUAGGAGCGACAUCAGCAUCUUGUCCUUGUUUAGGAGCACCUCAGUAGAGGGCAAGAACCUAAAAGAGGAGGGGCCACCUGACGCUGGCAUGACUACAGAUGGAAUUCAGCAGAACCCAGAGCUCAAAGACCGUCUAGGAACCAACAAGGGUGUGAAGCAGAGUGUACAGAAAACAAGAGUAGUAUUCAGAUUAUCUAGAGAGCCUCAGAAGCUACUGCAGUGCACACCAACGAGGGAAAGGGAUGUGUCUCCUCAAAACGACAAAGUUACACAACAAAGCCACACAACUAUCUACUCAUACAAAACAGUCAACCUUGGAACAACCUUGCAGGAAGGGCCUGAUGUUGCAGAGGAGCUGAACGGUGUGAGGAAGGAGCUGGCAGCCACUGCAGCAGACCUACAGCGAUCUCAAGAAUACCUGGAUAGGGCUAAAAGUGAGGCCCAGAAGUGGUACCGGGAGUUAGGCCUGGUGGAAUCCAGGAGAGAGGAAGCAGAGAAGAAGGCCUCCCAGGCUCUGAAUGAACUGAGGAGGGUUAAAGUCUGCCUCAAGGAGUCAGAGGGGAUGAAGAAGGAAAACAGUGAACUGAAAGACGAGGUAGAAGAACUAAGGAGACAAAUGACACACCUGGAGAAGGAGCACAUGAAUGCUGUCUCUAUGAGCACCCGGCUGGAGGAGAAGCUGGUCUCUUUGCUGACCUGCCUCGAUGCCAAGUGUGGCACUGAAGAUGGACAAAGGGCAAAGAGCUUAUCCCUGGAGGGAUAUGAGAGUGCACUAGAGACCUGGUGUGAUACAAUCAAGAACCUGAAGGUGCACUAUGAUGACAUCAAAUACCAGUUUGAGGAGCUCCGUAAGAAGAAGACCCAGUGUGACCUUGACAUGGCUCCUCUGAAGGCCAGGCUGGCCUGCGUGGUGCAGAAGUGCCGAGAGAGGAACAGCCUGAUCGUCCAGCUGGUUCGUGCCCGGCGCAGGUGCGGCUGCAUCCCCCAGCCCCUGAUGCAGGAGGCCGAGGACCUGGUCAACGACACGGCGCUGCUGGAGUACUCCAGCGCCUUCGGGCCCACGGCGGCUGCGGUGCAGGAUAAUCUCAGAGAAUCGCUGGGGGCAGGAAGAACAGACAGUGCAGAAGCAGAUCUUUGGUCUAGCGCUCAUGGAAGCCUGAUGGAAAAGGCCACACCCCUCAGCUACAGACUGUGUGUGGCCAAGACUGACUACCGUCCCAGUCCUGAUAUGCCACAGACAGCACUGCCCAUACUUCCCCUCUCUGCUGGGGAAGAAGUGCAGGUUGCUGGCGUCCCAGACGGGCGAGGGCUGUGCCGUGCUGAGGUGAGGGGAGAGCCCGGUUUGGUUCCUGCGUGUUUCCUAGAGGAGAAAGACGCCAGUAGGCAAUCGCCCCCCCCAGGCAGCGAUCCUGCAGGGUGCCCGGCGAGGCUGACGGGUCCUGAAAAGAUCCUGGAAGUCCACCGUCAGCUGCAGCGGCUCCAUCGCAGUAAUUACCAGAUCCUUCCCCUGGCUGAAUGCAAUUCCAAACCGGAAUUAGGUCACUUUUCUGCCUCUGCCCAAUUUCAAUCCCAGCAUGCCUUGUGUGGCCUGUCCGAGGCCUCUGGAGCAGCAAGAAGCACCCCUCCUUUUCACAGGAAAGGGGAGGUGAGGAGGGGGGAGCGGCAGGAACCCCAGCAGGAAAGGAGGAGUGACUUUGCCGAGCCAGUCGGGACAGCUGCAAAGGACGUGCCUGUGAUGCUUAACAAUGUGAGACCCCCAGGGGGCGACGUCUGCAGAGCCGCCGCUGAAGACCGUCUGCCUGACGGAGCCAACAUGGCUGCCACUCCCAACGCUCUAUCUCCUGAAGACAGACCCCUCAGAGCUAAGCUAGAACCUCCAGCUCCCGUGGUUUCGCUGAAAGUCAUGAAGACAGUGGGGCAGAGCGGGCUGAUGAUUGGCUGGGAGAGGCCGCCGCUGGACGAGCUGGGCUGCAGUAACGGCACCUUCGUGUGCGGAUACCGCGUCUAUGUAGAUGGAGAGUUCCACAAAUCCGUGAUGAGCUCAGCUUGUACCAAGGCGGUUCUGGAGAACCUGGACCUGUCUGUGCCAGUCCACAUCAGUGUCCAGACUCUGGGCUCAAACGGGCUGCUUGCUGAGAAGGUUCACAUCCUCUACGAGGGCAGCUGGCCACCCACUGGGCCAGCGCCGACCCCGGGGGCCCCUGUUCGACGGUGGCAUAGUUGGACCAGCCAGCCGGUGACCUCCAGAGCCCCAGCGCUGAAGCAGCCCAGCCUGAAGUCCCCUACUGAACCUGCACUGUGUGUGGCCAUCUAUAACUACAGUCCCCUGAAGGACAGCCCCAACAUCCACCCCAGCAGAGAGCUGGCCUUUCGGGAGGGGGACGCCGUGUGGGUGUUCGGCGAGCCCAGACGGGAUGGCUUCUGUGACGCUGAGGUCAACGGGACACGUGGCCUUGCACCAAUGGCGUUCCUGGAGGAGAUCAGCUCAAGGCUGCUGAGCGAGGAGUAAGCAGAGCGUAAGAGGAAUAGGUGCCCAAUCUAAAGUCUCUGAGACCCAUCACCAGUGAGCCAGUGGUCUGAAACAUCCAGGACAUCGUCAGACCUACCAAAGAGAAACAUCAGCUGGACGUAACCCUCUCAAGUGUGUCGACACGAGCACAAGUCAUGUGACCUGCCCUUUCUGUCUGGACGAUAUUGAAGGCUUCUUUGACUGAAUCAGGCUUAAAACACACAAGGCAGCAAGAAAAAAACAAAAUGAAUUUGCCGAUGAAAUGUGGAGAAUUGAUACAAGGUUAUGAGUCAUACCUUAAUGAAAUUUGUGUUGUUCUUUUGGUUGCCAUAACAGUGAAACUCAGUGUGCAGUGCCAAAAGACCUGUCUGUCCAACAGCGCACGAGCCUGCCAUCAUCAUCAGUCCUUACGGUUUGAACUGGACACCUAAGCCCUCGCUCUUUACCCACCAUGAAGUGCAGUGGUGAUGCUUUCAGACUGAACAAUGGUGUAAGCCGCUAUCCAGCUAUGAUGCAGUUUCAUACAGUUGUGAUUUUUCUCCUUAAAUGAUAAAUGUCUUAACUUUUCCAACCUGGUAUCCACACAUAUUUGAGGUGUUAAUGAGAGAACAAAAAAAACAUUAAAUCGAAUGCUGUGCAGUGCCUGCCUUCACUGAGUGACGUGGCACUGCAAGCAGUUUUAGCAUUCAA